AUGACAAAUCGUGUCAACUACCUUUAUUCUGAUUACAAGGGAUAUGGCUUGUAAUAAGGAAUUUCUUUGACAGCAUAAAAAAAUGGCGCAAUCACUUAAACAUCUAGCUUUAACUACUAACCUGUUGCAAAAGAAAAUAUAUCAACAUUAGGCUAAAUUUCUAAUUAACCUUUGUACUAAUAAAUUUAAUACUCAACAUAAUCAGGUCGCACAGUUCAAAGGACUGCUUCACCAAUGAUUAUUCAGCAUCCUAGUAGAUAUGGAACAAAUAAUGCAAAUUUAAGCACCUCACCAAAUCAGUCUAGUGCAACUAGUGCAACGAAAUAUUAAGUUCCUUCUUACUAGAAUAAUGGCGGUUUAUCAACUAAUUUUUCAUAUUCUGCAGAAAAAAGCACAACCUCUAAUGGAACAGAAGCUAUAUCUCGUCCUUCUAUAGGAGCUUCAUAUCUUUCAUCCUAAAACAAUAACUAAUUUAAUAAUAGUUAAGCACUUCGUUCUCCAUAUGUCUCUAGUUUUACUUCUAAUUUGACAUCCAGUUAAAUGAAUGGUACUUCCAAUUCUAACUCUAAUCCUAGCGGAGCGUAAGUUACCCAUCAUCAUGGAAGAUCAAUAAGUAUGUUUUCAGGCUAAAAUUAUACAGCUCCUUCUAUAGCCUAGAGCUUAUCUCUUUCCAUUGGAACUUAAUCAAAUUAACCAUCAUCAACUAAUUAGUCUUCAUUAGCAAGUGGAAAUGUAGCAAAUCUAGGUAAUAAUUAAAAUAACUCUACUUCAUUUUCAUAAGUUUAUACCUCACUAUCAGCAAACAAUAAAGUAGCCUUGAAUAAUAAUUUAAGCAGUGGUGUAAAUGGAUAAAUUGUUGGUGAUAGAAGUAUAAGCUAUACAGGAAGCAGUGCCUAUCCUCAAAUAAAUACAUAAAGUAUAGAAAAUUUUUACUAGCAGAAUAGCUAGCCUUCAAAUGAGUAACUUAACAGAUCAGAUUCAUUAUCUCCAAGUAAGCGUGUUACUUUUAAUUUAGCUCGUAAUACUUACACAGAUAUAGAGUAAAUUGAAAAGCGUUUAAAUGAGUCUACUAGAUUAAGACCUGCAGAUGAAGUAGAAGACAGUAGAGAUAGAACCCCAACAGCAACCUUUGGCCAUAACCAUAUAUAUGAAGAUGAUUUGAGCAAGAGAUUCGAUUAAGCUAUUUUCCGCAGUGAGAGAAUCAUUUCUGAUUGCCUUCGCAUUGGAAGAGAAGGUCAGCAAUACAAAAAUGCAUUAGAAAAUAGCACAGUAGCAAAUGGAUCUACAACACCAAAUGGUCCAAAAAUGAUCCGCAAUCCAAGUAGAAGUAAAAGUCCAAUAAAAUCAAGCUUAAAGAGAACUUCUAGUUUUACUGGUAGUCCUUAAAAAUCUGUAAACACUACUCCUAGCACUUAUUAAGCUGCAUAAGAUACUAAUUUAGCUGCUUCUUAAAAUUUGUAGAAAUUUAGUGAUGCCUUUGAAAAUCCACUAACAAACCAAACUAAUAAAAUUAUCAACAAUAUUCAUACAACAACUGAGACUAUUUAUUCCUCCAAAUAAGCAGCUUCACCAUAUCUUUAGAGUAAUUCUUCAUCAGAAAAGACUCCAUAAUCUUUAACUAAUAAUUCAGCUUCAACUGUGGUUUCUUCAACAAACUCAUCUCAGAUUUCUGUUCCCUCUUACUUGGCCUAAACUUCAUCCUUGAAUAGCCAAAAUCCCGAAAAACAAGUACCUUUAUCAAGCUAAACCACAUAUGUCUCUUCUUCAACAAAAUAAGUUGGACUUACUAAUUCAGUCACUGAUGAAAAUCAAUUUGUAGCAUCCUCAUCUAAUGUAAAUAAAGCUAUUACUUCAUCUAAGCCUUACAGUGCACAAGAAAAUGGAAUUUCUUCAAGCGUGUACUCUGUGACUUCAGCAUAUAAUACAUCUCUAUUAUCUUCUACAUAAAAUACAAACCCAUAAAAAGCAUCUUAUCUAUCAAAAGUUUCAUCAUCAAAAGAAAAUGAGCAAUAAAGUGUCUCAAGUUAAAAUAAAGCUCCAUCUUAAGUAGAAUUUACCUCUAUUGCUUUAAAAAAGAGUGAAUCUGAGGUAGUAGAUUAAAAUCAAAAUAAACAAGAUAAAUAAUAAAAUGAUGCAAAGAGAUUAAGCUUGCAACCAACUUCUGCUACAAAGCCUCGCCAAGGUAUCUUAAGAUAUUCAGAUGGAUCCAGAUAUGAUGGAGAAAUCUUAAAUAAUUAAAGACAUGGGUACGGUACUUUGCUUAGUAGUGAUUUCUAAGUUAUUUAUUAAGGAGAUUGGUAAAAUGAUACCUAUCAUGGAUAAGGUAAAUUCUUCAAUCCCUUAGCAGAAAACCUCUUUGAUGAAUAUGAAUAUAGUGAUUUUGAUGUUGCUUUGAGUCAAUACUGGGAAUCAUAUGAAGGAGAAUUUUAUGAAGGUAAAUUAGAUGGUUUUGGAACUUUGAUGCUUACAAAUGGUGAAAAGCUAGUAGGAAAUUUCAAAAAAGGUCGUAUCUGUGGAAAAGGAACCUUUUACUGCAAUAAAGGACCAGCCGUUACAGGUAACUGGGAAGACAAUCGCUUAUUAGAAAAGUAUUGA
This is a messenger RNA of Tetrahymena thermophila SB210, 2595 nucleotides long. Its product is annotated as kinase domain protein. The record is from RefSeq and is a predicted model, not a curated record. The transcript has 2 exons. NCBI's taxonomy places the organism in Eukaryota, Ciliophora, Oligohymenophorea, Hymenostomatida, Tetrahymenidae.